This is a messenger RNA of Phialemonium atrogriseum, 923 nucleotides long. RefSeq lists its product as uncharacterized. The record is from RefSeq and is a predicted model, not a curated record. The coding region runs from base 1 to 813 and encodes 270 amino acids. NCBI's taxonomy places the organism in Eukaryota, Fungi, Ascomycota, Sordariomycetes, Cephalothecales, Cephalothecaceae. The transcript has 2 exons.
AUGGCGCAGUUAGAUAGACGCUCCGUUGCCCUAAGGGCUCAAGAGCUCAUCGAGGACGAUAUCCACGAGGCAAGGGACCAAGUAAGACCAUGCAACGAGGCAGGGCAUGGCUUCACUGACUUUGCAUACCCGUUCGACAACCCCAUUUUCUACAUCAAGUUCGGCAAUCGGUCCAUCGCAUCCAUGACCGCGGAGGCUAGGACACAUCAAUUCUCCUUUGACGCCCUUGAGAAUACACCGCUGGAGCGCAGAAACGACAUUCGCAUCCCACAGAUUUGUCGCAUCCUCUACACACCCCGGGGAGCUUAUAUCGUCAUGGAAUAUGUUCAGGGGAAGACACUCGGCCAGCUCUACCAAAAGAUCGAACGUUUUGAGGAGAACUCCAAGCCAUAUUACGACAAAAUCGCCAGAGGAAUCAAGCUGCCUCUGUCCAUUCCAGUUCCAACAGAUGCCAAACCCGGCCCUUGCGGCGGAGGCAUCAUCAAACAUCCUCUCUUUAAAGACGGUGAAGCACUAAUUCGGUAUGACUCGAUUGGAAAUCUCGCCACCUGGUUUAUCAAGACCAACCCGAAGGUCACUCUUGAGCGCAAGCUUGCGUAUACUCUGAUCUCUACGAAGGAAACUUUCAUGUUCAUAGAUGCCGGCGACCUGUACAUCCUCGAUUUCGAGCAUGUUGCAUUCCUGCCGAUUAGCUUCCAGGACUUUGCCUUUCGAUCUCCGUUUAUGAUGUCUUCACUUGUUGCUCCUCGCAUCCAGGAUCAGUUUGAUCUCCCGCAAAAUAACUUCAUGGUAACGGAAAGGUUUCUGGACUGAUGCACAUGAGUGGUUCGAAACUGGGUGAGCUUAGAGAUUAGUCGCGACCCCAAGCGCACACAUCCAACAUCCACGCAGAGACCACAAGCAGCUAACAAAUUCUUCCUAGG